This is a messenger RNA of Acanthopagrus latus (yellowfin seabream), 6067 nucleotides long. It is a transcript of the gene slx4, whose product is annotated as SLX4 structure-specific endonuclease subunit homolog (S. cerevisiae). The coding region runs from base 273 to 5552 and encodes 1759 amino acids. Lineage: Eukaryota; Metazoa; Chordata; Actinopteri; Spariformes; Sparidae. The record is from RefSeq and is a predicted model, not a curated record. Gene Ontology annotation, cellular component: nucleus; Slx1-Slx4 complex. Gene Ontology annotation, molecular function: enzyme binding. The transcript has 14 exons. Gene Ontology annotation, biological process: DNA replication; resolution of meiotic recombination intermediates; meiotic DNA double-strand break processing.
UUGCCGUCACAUGACCGGAAGCACUGAGUGAGGCGGUCGAGAGUGAGUACUUUUGAAAUGACAACAACCCGACUUGGCUUCUUGCCUGUUUUAUUGUAUGUGUGAUUGAUGUAUUUAUAGUUAGCAAACAUGAGAAUCAUCUCCGCGACGGGCUCGUGAAUGAAGAGCGAUGAGGCGGCGAGCUAAAGAGCUCAUUCAUCAAACCUGGGCCGAUCCCUACAGCUGAGGAUAUGCAUGCAUGUUCUUUUUAAAGCGAAACCAAACACACCGUCAUGGAUGACUCGGACCAGGAUUUUGUUGAUCUCUGCUCCAAGCUGCUGAAACGAGUCCGCAAGAAACCAGGUGAGCCCAGUCAGCCGAGGAGAGCCGAGCCGCAGCAGCAGCAGCCUUCCAGUCAGUCAAGCGAUGGAGACAAGAGGAAGAGAAAUAAAAAAAGAGAUGAUGACUAUGGGCCAAAAGGUGUUGGGGCCCAGCCUGUGGGUACAGGUGCGGGAGCAGAGCAGCAUGGGGUGCGUGGAGGGACCGGGUCUGAUUCAGGAGAUGCUGGCUCGUCAGGUGUGCCGAGAGCUGAGAGGGCCAAAGACAAAGUGCUUCAAAGAAUGCAGCAGUUCAAGAGAGCCAGUCCACAGAGGAUGGUGCACAAGGACAAGAGCCAGACAACAAGCCAUGAGAUCCCCUCCACUUCUCCUCCUCCACCGCUGGAGCAAAGACAAGAUACUCCACAGUCCCUCAGCUCAGGCCUUCACCUGGAGCCCCAGGACAGUGACGAGGCUAUGGCCUUGCGGCUGCAGCAGGAGCUGAACAGGGAGACGACAGGCGUCCAGACGGUGGACCUGGAGGACGGAGGCCUCUUCUUUUGUCAGAUCUGCCAGAGAGACCUGUCACAUAUGACCCCUGAGGGGCGAACGCAGCAUCUCAACAGGUGUCUGGAUGAGAGUGAAGGGAGCGCUCCUCCUCUUCUUCCUCCUCCUUCUUCUUCUGGUGUCCCUGACUGUCCCAUCUGUGGCAAGAAAUUCAAGUCCCAGAAGAGUCGCUCGACCCACCUGAAACGAUGCUCCUCGGACAUGGGCGUCCCUCCGGCUGUGCUGCUGCAGGCUCUGCAGAGACAGGCUGAGGACACCCAGAAUGUCCCCUCAGCUAACACACUCACAGAGACUGGAGGCACCAAAAGAAAAGGCCCACCCGGGCCUGGCCUCCUAGCAAGAAAGAAACCCAGAAAGAAGACAGAACCCCUGGACGAAGACACCAUGGUUGCCCUGGCUCUGUCCUCCUCCCUGCUGGAACGGGAGAGGGAGUCAGAGAGAGCGUUACAGACCGAGACCGCAGCCUCUCACAUCUCCAUGGCUCCAGUGUUGAAGUGGAGGCCAGACAGAGGUCAGGGGCGCGGGAGGAGGAAAAAGGGCGCCGUCCCUCGCCCUCCGCCGCUCCUCCUUGUCCAGGAUGCCGCGGCGGCUCUGGUGAGGCUGCAGGAGCGCGUUUCUGCUCUCCUCCUGCGCAGCCGGGCGCCCUCUCCCCCCAGCCCGACCCUCAGCCCCAGCACUCUUCCAGGCCGGUGCGGUGCUGCCCCCCUCUGGCAGAAGAGCACUCUGCUGGACGGAGGCUCCACCUGUGUGUCUGAUUUCUACACGCCGGAGCUCAGAGGGUUCAUCACGCCGUGGGACCCUGCAGCGACUGAAUCAGCCUCCUCCAGCACCUUCAGCAAGUCUGCAGUCCAACCUGUGAGUGAAGGAACUCCUGUCACAGAAACCAGGGCCUCCAUCCUGCCAUCCUCCUCCCAGACCGCUGCCUCCUCCCCGGCUCCCUCCACCCCAGGGACAGGGCAGCUCUCAGUCGGGAGCCAGACACUCCGAGACCUGAUGGAGCUGGCCGAAGAUGGCAUGACCCUCACGCAGCGUGGUUACACUGCUUCAAACCCUGACGGAGAGAAAAGCACCACUAUGACCACAAACCUUCACCUGAGCGGCUUCAUCCCGGAGGCAUCCGAAGAGCGGGCUGACCUCUGCGCGAGCGGCUUCCUACCAGAAAUGACCCGCACACGCUUGGAUGAGACCCACCGCCGAACGAGGGGGGCGACCGAUCAACCGCAACCAGAUAAAGACCGAGGCGGCCACCGAUCAGUGGCGCUGUCCAGGCUGGCAUCAGACCUGAGCAGCAUGGUGAACAACCCUCAGUUCAGUGAUGUGCAGCUCCAGGUGGACAGUGGGGAGGUCUACUUUGCUCAUUCCUUCAUGGUGUACGCUCGCUGCCCCCUGCUGGCAGAAAUGGUACAUGAAAGUGGUAUUGGGGUGCAGGAGGAGGGAAUGCCAGCAGCUCAGAGGGUGUUGAUAAGCGACGUCCCAGAACAGGCAGUGUUUUCUUUGCUGCAGUAUCUCUACACAGCCAAGUGCUCCAUCCCGGCGUCACUGCGGCCUCAUGUACUGGAGCUUGCAUCUAGGUUUGACCUGCAGGAGCUGCAGCAGCUUUGCAAGGUCUGCCAAGAGGAUGCAGCGACUCAGGGAGAGGAGGAUGACUACAUGAACCAGGAGGAGAACGUCAGCAACCACACAGACCAGGCCUUCGUGGAGCUGCUCCGCUCCAUGUGGAAUGAAGAGGAUGAAGACAACAGGGGUACGGACACAGACGAAGGAAGCGGUGAAGAAAGAGGAUCGGAAGAAGAUCGCCAAGCCGAUGACCUCGCGGCAGGUGACAGAGAGAUUGGCGAGGAGAAGGUGAACGAGGAAGAGCUGGAGGAGAUAUACGAGUUUGCCGCCACACAGAGAAAGAAGGAGGAGGAAGAAGACAGCAUGAAAGAGGAAGAGGAGGAGGUGAAGGUAGAUGAGGAGGAAGAUGGGGAAGAGGUGUUCGCACAACUGGCGGAAUCUGAACCGAUCUCAGCAGAGCCGAAUCCUCUCCCUCAGCCGGACCGGAGCUUGGACCGCAGCUACAACCGCCUCUUCUCAGACUCCUGGGGGGUCUACGAGGAAGGAGACCCCCCCUCCCGACCCUCCACCUCUGGCCAGCCAAGGACACGCGCCCUUCAGACACCCCUGUCCUCACAUAAACUCUCAUCUGAACUGUCAGGCAGAACUUUGCUUCAGUCUUCAGCAAGCGUAGUCAAUGACCUUUCCCCCAGCCCUCCGCCCAGUGCAUCCAACCUGCCGAUCCCAGGUCAGUCCCCUGGUCAAGAAGGAGACCGGGGGACAGAUGCUGCUGACCAGGUCGUGUCUAAAGAAGGAAACACUUUGAGGCGUGAAAGCAGAAGUCCUCAUACUCUUUCUCUGUCCACUGAUUCGCCUGAGAAAAAGAGGGAACCUGAACUCAUAGUUUUGUCAGACUCGAGCGAGGACAUGGAGGUCGUUCUCAGUUCCCGCAGCCCCUCACCACAUUCUCCUUGCGCCAACCAGAACCCACGGAGCUACACCCAGAUCAAAUCUCCGCCAGUGAAACCCAACAAACCCAGCCAGGAGAAUGAAAAGUCCAGCAGUUUGGAGUCGAGUCCUGAACGUGCAGGCCCAGCGGACUGUUCUGCAGAAGUGUCCUGGCUGAUCCCAUCCACGCCGCUCCAGCAUAGACACAGCAGCACCACCACCACCAGCUCCACUCAGACCAGAAGCAGCAUGUGCAGGACGCAACUGUUCCCUAAAGUUGACACUUCCUCACCCUCUGCUUUCUCUUCUCCUGCCUGCGGCGGCCCAACAGAGGGCAGUGUUCCCUGGAUAAAACAGGAAGAGAUGCUUCCCUGCAGCUCCAGCUUUAAUCUCAACCUUUCUCCCAAAAGAUCAAGCAGUUCUGACGUGAGUAAAGUUAAAGAGGUGUUUGCAGUUCCCUCGAGCCAAUCUAAGCGCCUGAGCUUGACUUCCUCGAAGCAGUACACACCCCUCCACCCCCAGCUCCAACCGUACAGCAGCACUCCCCUGCACACUGAGCUCCACCAGCCUCCUGUUCCUCUCACAACCUCUCCGCUCGCUCGGCAGAGGCCGCCAAGCCGAGGACGGGAUAGUUUGGCAUCUGAUGGCCCGGAGAAAACCGAGUUGGGGAGCUUUCAUCUCUCCCCUCUGUCCGACCCUUCAGAUCCACCCUCUUCCUCCUCGAACAGACGUCUUCAGAGUUCAGAGAGACACAGCGACUCUUCUCCACAAAGUCGACGAUCUAAUGAGUUGAGGAGUAGAGACGAGCUAUCGAGGGGAACAAGAGAUGAUGAAGGAGAAAGGGAGUUGCAGUUUGAAAAUAAAGAGACGUGCGAGGAAGGAGAGCUGGAAGAAGCAGGAGUGGCCGACAUUGCUGAAUCCAGUUUCCAGCAGAGCUUCAUGGCCAUGGACGAGCCCCCCAUCGCUUUCAACGACUCGUGGGGCCUGGACGUCUGCGCCGAGGCCAACCCGGGCUGCUUCAGUCUGAGGCUGGAGGACAGCGUGGGAUCCAGCCAGCACGAGAACAGCUCGGGACGACGAGAACCAGCCAGGUCGUCUUCCUCCACUGAUCAAAGUGUCCGGUCCUCGAAGAGUCAUAGCAGCGCGACCGUCCCCUCUCCAUCCAAAGCCCACAGUACACAUCCAUCCACAAGUGUACAGGCUCAUCCAGGCCCUCCAUUCACCCCCUCACCUCCUGAUCCCACCAUCCAGACCUCACCAGGGAUCAACAACAGCCUCCUAGACCCCAAAAUAUGGGACAGCUGGGAGGAGGAAGAGGAGGGGGAGGCUCUUCCUCUCUCUCAGAGGGUUAACACUUGUGCCCAGCUCAAAACGCCUGCUUCAUCACGCAAUAAAAGGCGUCGUACGUUGGUCCCCAUCACUCCCAUGCCUCACUACUCUGACCUGGACACACCGGAGCUCAAGAACAAACUCAACAGGUUUGGUGUUCGGCCUUUACCGAAGCGCCAGAUGAUCCUCAAGCUGAAGGAGAUCCACCAGUACACCCACCAGCUGGUCAGCUCUGACGAGGAGGAGGAGGAGGAGGAGGAGGUGGUAUCCUCUGUGGGCCGCACAGCUCAGGUGAAGCCUCCACCCAGCAGUUCAGUGUCCGCCGGCAACAGGCCGCUCUCCUGCACUCAGACAGUGAGGUUUAAAGAACCCAGAGCGCCUGCUGAUGCCUCCCCUCUGAGACACAACAUGGAGGAGGAGGAGAAUGAGCUGCUGUCUGCCUCACAGGGCUCCAACACAUCAUCAACUGCAGCCAGUGAAGAAUCUGAAAGGUCCAACCCAGUUUUGUGCCUCUCCUCCGAUGCCAACUCAGACAGCGACGGCGGCAUAUCCUCCUCCCAGGCGGCGACGCGCCUCCAGGAUCGCCUCCGGGCUGUGCGCUCCUUCAUCCUGUCCGACUCUGAACUGUACACUCAGAUCCUCCAGUACCAGCCUCUGGUCCUGUCUCAGCUCCAGGGACGACUCAAGGCGGCCGGGAUCCGCUUGGGUACCACCAAGCUGGUGGACUACUUGGACUCCCAGUGCAUCACCUUCACCACGGCCAAACCGGGCCAGUCCGCACCAGGCCGUAGGAGGGUAAAGAGGACAGGCAGGGGGGCUAAGGCAGCGGGUGAAAGCGGAGCGAGCAGGAACAGAGGCGUUCCAGCUGUAUUUUGAAAUUUUGACUGCAAGAAAGGUUUUAAAAGAAACCAUGAAAGGUCUAAUCUAGCCUUGACACUCGGAUUUCACUGCAUUCAGUUGUGUUUUAUUUAUUAAAGCAACAUUCCAGUAUGUCACAGCUUAAAAAUCAUUUUGUUUGACAGGUCAAUGGAGGCAUACAGUUCUACUUUUCUAAUCAAGGCUAUUAACUGAGGAGCCUAUCCGAUUACCUCCCACUGUGUCACUGUCAUCUUAGUCUGACUCGCUUUCUAUCUCGGGCUGUUUUCCUCUCACCAUCUGUUUGUCUGUCCGUCACGAAGGCCACGUACUUUCUCCCUUGUGCAGGUUUGGUGUUCGGAUUUUUACCAGGGCACCAGAUGAUUCUCAAUCAAUGCAAAAAGUACAAAGUAUUCUUCUAAAGGCUAUUGAUAUUUCAUCUGUUAUCAAUAACGGGCAUUCAAUCAAAGGAGUGUGUUUCUUCAGUCUAAAUGACUACCAACUCCUGCACAGCGGUCAUGUCACCAAACCUGCCU